Carassius carassius (crucian carp) is the source of this 776-nucleotide messenger RNA. RefSeq names its product StAR-related lipid transfer (START) domain containing 4 (gene stard4). Lineage: Eukaryota; Metazoa; Chordata; Actinopteri; Cypriniformes; Cyprinidae. The transcript is spliced from 6 exons. The record is from RefSeq and is a predicted model, not a curated record. Gene Ontology annotation, cellular component: endoplasmic reticulum; cytosol. The coding region runs from base 144 to 752 and encodes 202 amino acids. Gene Ontology annotation, biological process: cholesterol transport involved in cholesterol storage; cholesterol import; intracellular cholesterol transport. Gene Ontology annotation, molecular function: cholesterol binding; cholesterol transfer activity.
AGCUGCCUUUGACCAAUCAAAAGAGGGCAAAUACAUUUAAGGCGGAAUCGAAGCUUCUGAUUGGCUGUCCAACACGAAAUGAGAACUCAACACGCGAUGAAACGCCAGAAUCACCUUCAUCUGAGCGAAUAUUCGCCGACACGAUGUUGUCACACGUCGGUUCUGUGGAGCUGCGCGAGACUCUCGAAUCGUUUCACAGUCUGAAUGAAUCUCAGUGGAGCAUCGCGAAGAAAUCCAAGGAUGUGACUGUAUGGAGGAAACCUUCGCAGGAGUUCGGCGGAUUUCUAUAUAAAGCUGAAGGAACCAUAGCAGAGAAUCCGGAGCGGAUCAUGGACUUCAUCCGUCCCGGAGCCUGCAGACUGGAAUGGGACAGUAUGAUCACCUCACUGGAGAUCCUGCAAACACUAGACCAGGGCUGUUGUGUGGUGAAAUACACCACCGCAGGGCAGCUGUGGAACAUCAUCUCUCCUCGAGAGUUUGUGGAUUUCUCCUGCACCAGCGAGUAUCAGCGCGGCCUGCUGUCCUGCGGUGUGAGCGUGGAUCAUGAGGAGCAGAGAGCAGGGUUGGUUCGAGGAUUCAAUCACCCGUGUGGCUGGUUCUGUGUGCCGGCGCAGGACUCAGAGCUCAGUGUACUGACCGGAUACAUCCAGACGGACCUGAGGGGAAUGCUGCCGCAGGCGGCGGUGGACACAGCUAUGGCCAGCGGUCUGGUCAACUUCUUCACUGAUCUGAGAAGAGCUCUGAAGAUCUGAUGAACUCUAACGAGCCUCAACUUU